Messenger RNA from Physcomitrium patens, 4202 nucleotides. Lineage: Eukaryota; Viridiplantae; Streptophyta; Bryopsida; Funariales; Funariaceae. The record is from RefSeq and is a predicted model, not a curated record.
CAGCUGUGCUCGCUGACUAGCAUCCGCUCAAGACGGCGAUACGCCCGCCACCGUUUCGCAAAUUUUCAAUGUGGUUGACUUCUUACUGCACAACAGGAUCCGAAAGUGGGAGGGGCGAAGGAAGUUGUGGAGGUUGUUUGUUUGUUUGUCUGUGGUUGCGCGUGCUUUCUUAUCUUCUUUCGAAGUUAGCAGUGAGGGGUUUCGGUGAUAACGCCAAGCAGUAUGUGAGGUGCGAUAGCUGUUAGUUGGAGUAAGUCGUUGGUGGAGCAGCAGACGGGGCUUCUAGGGCGUGGGAAUGGAACAUACUCUGGUUGAUAGAAUGCCUCAGUUUGUUGAAGUUGUUGAAGCGAAGUUUUGUUGUUCGAAGGUGGGACGAUUCCUUUCUCUUCGAGAGAUCUGCUGAAAUAAACAAACGGUGUUUAUCUUCGGACGGUAUGUCAAGAGUCCCUGCAGGAGGUCUGUCGUUGGUAGUCAUAUGUGCUGUGCGAUGCCUGCGGCUUACAAGUUGAGCCUGAUUCCAACGCCUGCAGCAGGAAAAUGUUGUCGAACCUGAAACCUGACAGUGUUGAAGCCCAUGGUGGAAUUUUGGCCCUCGGGGUUCUUGAACAUUUCAUCAUGAAGUCAUUCCAUUGUUGAAUUUGAAAACGGAGUAAUGCACAGUUAUGUAGUUUUCGGAUGGGGUUUCCAUUGCAGUAGUGGUACUGCUUUGCCACAUCACUGGAAAGUUCCGUGCCAAGAGCGUCGGAUGCUGUACGAACUGACUGUCCGAAUAUGCCGGAAGGUUCACAGAAAUAUCGGAAAACGAAAUUAAUUCAUAUGAGCAAGAAGUUGGAAGAUUGGACGGAGAGAAGAUCAAUUCAAGAGCUUAGAAUAACUUGUACAAGCUCUUCUGGUGCUGCAGCGCUAAUAAGGGCUAGGGUGCAGUUCAUUAAGAUGGGUUAUCUUGGGUUCAUAGUAGUUUUGGCAUUGCUGGCCCUAAAUGCGCAAGGAACGUGGGGGCAAGUUCUUGAUAUGAUAAGCAUCGACUGUGGUGCUGCUCGAAAGUACACUGACCCGGUGACAACAAUUUCAUGGACCCCUGACGAUGAGUACAUUUCCGCAGGGCAGACCGUUGCGGCUGUUCCAGUAACUGAUGGAUCAUACAGUGAAUUGGGUAGUCUACGAUAUUUCCCGGAGAAACGGGAAAAGUUUUGUUACGUAGUACCCAUCAAGCCAAAUUCUACGUACAUCAUCCGAUCCUCCUAUUGGUACGGCAACUAUGAUCAGACGAACACUCCACCAAAGUUCAACAUCGCUUUAGACUCAACAACCCUGGGUUUCGUAGACAUGAGCCAAUUUGGUGAUCAGACUCUACAAGCUGAAGUAGUUUAUCGAACGAAAGUGAGUGCUACGACUAUUUCAUAUUGUUUGUUUAAAGAUUCUACAUCUAAGGGCACACCCUUCAUAUCUUCUUUGGUAUUCAGUCAAGUGCCAGAUGGAUCAUAUGCAUAUCCGCGCACACUUGAAGGGAAUUUUAUGAUUCUUUGGCAACGACGCAAUUACGGCGGUUCUGUUUGGAUAAGGUAUCCAGAUGAUGUACUCGAUCGUCUGUGGGCACCUUGGGUCGAAUCUUCGCCAUUAACAACAAUAUCCACACUGACGCCGGUAACUGAUUCUGGUUACUUUGCAAAACCUGUAUCUAAAGUGAUGCAAACUGCCGUUACUUCUCCUACACUCUCUCCGGUUGUAUUACCAGUUAAUUCCGGCGCGAACGACGCCAGUGCCAUGGAAGCUACUCUAUAUUUUUACUUUGCUGAGUUGGACGCUUCAGCCAACGCAACUUCAAGGUCCUUCCUCCUUGAUUCUCAGCCAGCAUCUCCCACACUUAUCAACCCUUACAACGCUACGGAAGGGGCCUUCCGCUCGUCGGUGUGGGGAUAUUCGAAAUUUUCAAUGACGUCUAAUUCAGUUGUUACCAUGACUCCAGCACCCGGGUCAAUCAAUCCUCCACUGAUGAAUGCUCUCGAAAUCUACCUUAAUCGUCCAGACGCAGUCGCUGGGACCAAUGAGCUAGACGUUGCUGCACUGGAGAAAAUCAAAGUGGCUCUUAGUUUGACAGGCUGGGGAGGAGAUCCAUGCCUUCCCGUCCCACUCUCCUGGGUAUUAUGCAGCCCCGUUACGGCCACAGAAGCUGCCAGAGUAAUUUCAGUGAGAUUGUCAAGAUACAACCUCACUGGCAUCAUACCUGUGGAAUUUGCAGAGUUAACUGCCCUUCAAACCUUAUGGUUGGAUAAUAACAAGCUAGUUGGCAACAUUCCCAAUCUUCAGAAAUUGCAACAGCUGAAGUCAUUGCACCUGAACGACAAUGGUUUGAGUGGCUCCAUUCCUGAUUCCUUAAGCUUCAUUCCAACACUGGAAGAGUUAUUUCUUCAGAAUAACAACUUGACCGGGACAGUCCCUGACGCCUUGAAGAACAAGUCUGGGCUGAACUUGAACAUAAACGGAAACCCUGUAUGUGGGCCUACUUGCUCGAAUCCUGGUCCAGGAUCUAAGUCGAAUGUGGGUCUCAUUGCUGGAGUUGUUGGAGGAGUGGUUGGGGUUCUCGUUGUAGGGGGUAUCUUGCUCUUCUGUUUCUGCAGGAAGCGUCAAACUACCGAGGGCAUGGGACAAAAGUUGCCCAAAUCAAACUCUGAUCCAUAUAAAUCUGGAGGCAAGGGCAAGGGCAAGGGCAAGGGCGGUGUUUCGAACUUCGCCGUUCCGGAUUUGAGUGGAACAAACGGGCAAGGCGCAAAGCCAUUUUCGCACGCAGAGAUAAAAGCCGCCACGUCGAAUUUCAGUACACAGAUUGGAGCGGGAGGAUUCGGUCCAGUGUACUACGGCAAGCUUGCCAAUGGAAGAGAAGUUGCUGUCAAGGUCUCUGACAUGAAUUCUCGUCAAGGGGCAGCUGAAUUCAACAAUGAGGUGCAACUCUUAUCCAGGGUACACCACAGAAACCUUGUUUCACUACUUGGAUAUUGUCAAGAAGACGGAAAACAGAUGCUGGUGUAUGAGUAUUUGCACAAGGGCACCGUCCGUGAGCAUCUCUGGGGGUCUCCGCUGGCUACGAAGGAGCCAUUGGAUUGGAAACAACGCUUGGACGUUUCUCUGAAUGCUGCUCAAGGUCUGGAAUACCUACACACGGGGUGCAGCCCUAUCAUUAUCCAUCGCGACAUCAAGAGUAGCAAUAUUCUACUCACUGACAAAUACGUUGCCAAAGUGGCAGACUUCGGUCUUUCAAGGUUAGGACCGGAAGAAUCAUCUGGAGCCACCCACGUCUCGACUGUGGUGAAAGGGACCGCCGGCUACUUGGAUCCAGAGUUCUGGUCCACAAACCAUCUGUCAGAGAGGAGUGACGUGUUCAGCUUUGGAGUUGUGCUGCUGGAGGUCCUCUGCGGUCGUCAGCCAAUCAACAACGGUCUACCAGACAAGAGCCAGUCGAACAUCGUCGAAUGGGUGAGAAAUUCGCUGCUAGCUGGCGACAUCGAAAGCAUCCUAGACCCCGCCGUGAGAGAUUGCCACCCCAACAUGGACAGUGUGUGGAAAGUGGCGGAACUGGCCAUCCAGUGCGUGGAGCCCCGAGGCAUCCACCGACCGUGGAUGAGGGACGUGGUGAAGGAGCUUCGUGAAGCCAUCGUAUUGGAGGACGGCGAUUCAGGAGCUCUCUCGGAGAUGGACCGGUCCAACAACAUUGGGACGAGCAGUACUCCGGCGCCGUAUAUGGAAGGAAACUCGGACGAUGUAUCCUUGAACUUCGAACAUUACAGAAAGGGUCCUCAGGUCCGAUAGCCUAGAUUCGUCAAUACCUAAGCGUGUGAAAAUUUGUCCAUUGUUCACGCUACUGUAUUGUGUUUGAGAAUGAUGGUGGUUGGAUGCCUUGGAACCUUUGAUGUUUUUUUGGCUUCCUCCUUAAGAUAGGUCCCUGCAUGUGAGGGAGCCAGAUUCUCUAGCUCUUAUCUCUUGCACAAAGCAGUUGAUAUGUACUUAGUCAUUGCUUUUAAUCAAUAUUUUGGAAAACUCACCAAUGAGUUUUUUGAUUAUAAAUAAGGGUUUAGAGUAUCUUUAUUUGAAAUGUAAUGACGUAGAUUAUUUUUUUCAAGGAAUGGUCAAAUAUGAGUCUCAUAGUGAUUGGUGCGGAAACAUUUUAAAAUCACUAUACUUUUAGAAAGAAAGGAAUUUGAAUUUCA